CAAAUAGUGGGUACCUUCAAAAGGUUUAAAUGUUCACUUUAUAAGCACUAUAAGAAAUCAUGUUUCAUUGUGUAAUUUUUUGGUUUUAAAAUAUUUUUCUAAUAAAUUUGUAAACAAUGUUACCAGGGGGACAGCGUCGGCGAGCGUAUCCGUAUGCUAUGAAUUGAACGAGAGGCCUACUCGAGGGAGAAAGAGUUGACUAGAUCGACUAUAUAACAGGCCUACAAGCAAGUAAAAAUGUUAGACAUAGUAAGACCGGUGGAUAUAAGUCCACACACUCUGAGAGAAGACUGCAGUAAUAGCAUCUCUCACAAUCCAUUCACACAAUCAGCAAGUGCCCUCUCGGGAAUAAUGAAACAUCCAUCAUCUCAAAAAGAAGAAUACGAGUUCAGCUUAGCCACAGCUGCAGAAUUACGUUGCAAAAGCAGCACAGCAUUCACUGAUUGUGGUGAGUGCGAGACUUGCUUACUGGCUAAUAAACUUAGAGAGCUUCAUGGGUGGUUUCAUCGUUUUGGAGAUCACUCUAAGAAAAGGUUUAUGCUUGGCCUAUUACGACGGACUAAAAGUGUUGAUUUGCUGAGGAACCUGGUUAUGCUUCUCCAACCUGUGCUUAACAAAGACGGGACCUAUGCCAGGGCCAGGACACACCCUAGCCUACCUACCGACUCAGCAACCCUGAGCUCUGACCGGGCGGUUAAGGUAGACAAUGUUGAGUAUGUGACUAGCAGCACUUGGGAGUGGUUCUCACACUCUACAUACUGGACCAAGAUGAACUUUUUGCUGAGUAUGUGUCAACGUUGUGAUGCACAUCUACUGUACCAGCUGUUUAUGCAAGCUAAAACGUUACUAGCAUCGGAGCUGAACAUAGCAGAAGCCACAGAAGGGGAUUGCUGUGAAACGGCAUCCAUCAAAUCAUCUGAAUAUUCCGUCAAUACAGAAGAACGACCUGACCUUGAACUUCUCUCCUUGGCGCGACCCGAUUACAGCCAGAUAAUUGAAGAUCCUUUCACCGGAGAAAUCCUCUUAGACAAAAUUAAAACAUGCCAGAAUGAUGCAGCUAAUGAGGCCCACUCCACCACAGCCUCAUCCGUCAACACAGUGGAUCCAUUGAUUCUUAUUAUCCCAACAUCUGCCAAGGCUUACUCUGGAGUGUCUGCUCACAGAGAUUUCAUUCGGUGCCUGCCCGUUCAUAUAGCCAAGGUGAUACUCAGCAUGCUUGACAUGGCGUCCCUGUACAAUGCUUUGUGUGUCAGCCCUAACUGGAGGAAGCUGGCUGAAGAGGUAAAACACGAGUUUAGCGUCAAUCAGCAGAUUCGCGAAGAAGUACUACUUAUGCAGGGCGCCUCAGCGCACGGUGCUAAUCCAGUCUACGCCAAUGAUAUCGAUGUCUUGGUGCCCAACAUCGACCCUGGUUCGAACGAGGUGAUCCCGUCCAGCGGUGACGUCAUCAAGACCACUUUCAAAAGCGAGAUGAGCUUCGAAACAGGAUACAGCGGCGUCAGCACCAAGAAGGUGAUCAUGGAAGAGAGGAACAUCUAUUGUGGCGCUUACAAUGUCAUGGUCGUUGAUGACAAUGAAGAUGCCAAUAGAGUCAUGCAUACUGAUGGAAGUCAUCUUAUCGCUGUUGGCUCCAAGGACAGGAAAGUGCGUUUCAUUGAUUGUGGAACUGGGAAAGAAUCAGGGCCAGUCAUCAUUGGUCAUGCUGGAUCCAUUCGUUGUUGUUAUCUCUUGCAGGAUCAAGGCAAAGUCUUAAGUGGAAGUUAUGAUACAAGUGUUAGGUGCUGGUCAAUAGAAACUGGACAAUGUCUAAAAAUACUACGUGGCCACCAAGAUACUGUAACUGUGAUAGCAGUGUUGGGGGACAUUGUUGCUACAGGUGCUAAAGAUAACCAGUGCAAAAUUUGGAGCUUAGAGAGUGGUAAAUGUCGGAAGACAUUCAAACAUCAUGCCCCAGUGAUGGCUGUUGCUUUGUCUGAAGAAAUAUGUAUAUCUGGUUGUGAGGCUGGUAAAGUCAAAGUUUGGGAACUGGCUUCUGGGAAUUUGAUUAAGACAUUAUCAGGGCACCAUGGACCUAUAACUGGCAUUAAAUUUGACCGCUGGCAUAUUGUGACAGGCAGUAAAGAUGGCUAUGCUUUGGGAUGGAGUGCCAUUGGUAGUCAUUCAAGAUGCCUUGCUGCCUUGAGGCAUCCAAAGGAGGUUUUGUGUUUAGAGUUUGUCUAUCUCCGAGUCAUAACAGGAUCAGCUGAUGGGAGAAUUCGAAUCUGGAAUCUAAUUACUGGACAGUGUUGUCGAAUCAUGAGGGGAAAUAGUCGGAGUGACCCAAUUCUUGCUAUGGUUGCAAUUGGGGACAGAAUAACUGUCAACACAUUAAACAAUCUGUUAGUGAUGAAUUUUGAGAAAGUCAAUUGGGACUACACUCUUAAAACAGACCAUGUUCCCCCAUUGAUACAGUAUGGAUCUUACAGUGAUGCACCUGUUCGCACACAGCCAUAUCCAUACAUACGGGCACAGCGGAUGCGCAAAGCAGGUGCUGCCAACUCUAAAAUAAUUAACCAUGAUUCUUCACCUCAAGAGUUGAAUACACAGGUUCUUUUACAAAAUCAGUACAGAGCUGGACAAAUUCCCCACAGUGCCAAGACUCUAAGUGACAGAAGUCUGUGCAAUGCCAGGCGUGUUCAGAGUCGAGGGGGGACUUAUGAUGGAUUACCACUUACGCCAACAUCUGUUCAGAGUGACCUACAGAGGUUAGAAUCUGUCAGCAAUAUUGACAAAAGUAAUCUCUCAAAGCUGACAUCUUCAUCACAGCAUAUGUCUAGAUCGAGGGUGCACUCUAACACAUCGCAGUUUAGCAUCACCAUCAAAGAGAAAAAAGUUGACGAUGAGGAUGCCCCCAAACAGCCCAUCCAGAUAUCAAGGAGAACAUCCUGGGCCUUUGAGAAGCCCUUGGUCCCCAAAGACAAAGACAUAACCUUGUCAGAGAUGAAAGCUCUUCUCAGGUCUCAGAUUCGAAUGAAAGCAGAUAAAAUUGUUCCCCCAGACUUCAUUUAUUUAACUGUCAGCACCAUCCAGAAGUCCAUGACUAAAUCUGAGACUAACUUUAACACUAAUCUUAAUAUGCAAGACUUAAAACCAGAAUAUGCUAACAAGCGUCCAAGUUCAUCACCAAGUCGCAUUGACCCUCGGACCAAAGUGCCAGUGGAAGAUCUUGGUUUAGAGAUGUUGCUAUCAGAAGACGGCACAGAAUCUUUAGUGUCUGAAAUUAGGUCAAUCAAAACCAAAGAGCCUCCUAAAACAACAUCUGUUAAAACCAAAGAAUGCUAUGCCACUGACUGUGCUGCCGCACCAGUCUGCUUGCCACCACGAUCUGCUCUUCACUCAAGUAAGGUGAGAUCCACUGUUCCAAGGGGAUGGGUGCUUCGACCUAUUUCUGCUGGGCCUGUAGCAUCACCCAGAAAGGAGCACAAAUUAGUUGCUAGCCCUCCUAGACCAAUAACUGCUCCUGUGAAAUUGAGCAAUGCUAGUUUUUCUUCUGUCCCACCAAUUAUAGCUUCAUCUCUUCCGGUUGUGGGAAAUCUUCUUCAGCGGCCAAAAUCUCAACAGAUUAUCUCGUCUAGCAGAUGUGAAGCAGCUCCAGUACCCAUGUUGAUGUAUCCAAAGGAGGUUAAGGAUAAAGCUUUGGAGCUUAAAGAACUCAGAACAAAACGUUAUGGUCAUAUAGAGUAUGGCCCAGAUGGUCGCGCCCUGGGCAAGGUCAGCACACACAACUCACCACUCAGAGACCAUGUGAAGUUUGAACUCAGAACAAACAUUCAGGAGGAGCAACAGAUGAAUGAUAUCAAACGACAGCACAUGGAAGAGAGAUUGUGCAAAGAGAGAGAAGAAGAAAAAAGAAAGAAAUCAGCAUGGGUUGCCAUGGUAAUGGGGAAAGAUAAAUCUAGAUCUAGUUCGGACCUAGAAGAAUAA
Messenger RNA from Biomphalaria glabrata, 3963 nucleotides. Its product is annotated as F-box and WD repeat domain containing protein 10B-like. Gene Ontology annotation, molecular function: protein binding. NCBI's taxonomy places the organism in Eukaryota, Metazoa, Mollusca, Gastropoda, Planorbidae. The coding region runs from base 238 to 3963 and encodes 1241 amino acids. The transcript has 10 exons. The record is from RefSeq and is a predicted model, not a curated record.